Messenger RNA from Epinephelus moara (kelp grouper), 7171 nucleotides. Its product is annotated as testican-2-like. The transcript is spliced from 11 exons. Gene Ontology annotation, molecular function: calcium ion binding; protein binding. NCBI's taxonomy places the organism in Eukaryota, Metazoa, Chordata, Actinopteri, Perciformes, Serranidae. The record is from RefSeq and is a predicted model, not a curated record. Bases 2674 to 4038 code for a protein of 454 amino acids.
GAAAAACAUCAUGAUUAGCUGAAUAUUUUACCUUGAUUACGAUUAAUGAACGAUUAUUUUGUUUUUGGUUUUUGUUCCCUGACAAGGUUUGUACAGUAGAUAUGCUAUGGACUAUUAAAGCUGGGAUACUUUUUCUAAUGAAAGAGUGCAUGUUUUAUCAUUGUGAUUUUAAAAUAACUGAAGGAAACACACACAGAUGAGCUAUUUAUGAUUUUUUGUUGAAUAUUUCAGGAUUGAAAUCAAAGCUUGUAAUGAAAAUGUCUUACGAAAAGGUCGCAUUCUAGUUUUAAUGUAAAAAGGAAGUUCUCUUAAACAGUAUAAAAUAAAUAACUUUGAUAAUGCCUUGUCAAAAAUAAGAACUAACACUUGCUUUUUACGACAUGAGUUGUGCACGUUUGGCACCACAGUUUGGUAAAAAGAAAUAUUUGGCAUGGUGUGUCUUCUGUCAAGGGUUUUAACAAGGUGUUUAAACCCACUGUGCUCCACUGUAGCAAUGGGAACCAUGUCCUUCGUGAUGGAGUAGGAAAUGGCGUCACUUAUUUCUUUCCAUUUUCUUGAAUCUUCAUAUUCAGCAACAUGAGUCACGUGACUACACAUGCACUGGUAUGUUUUUAAGGGGACAGUGCAAGAACAAAGACGUCGGUUUGAGGCUCUGAAUGUCGGUGUCGAUUAUUUUUCGAUUAACUGCCCAGCCCUUUGUGCAGCAGGUAGUGACACCUUUAAUUUAGGGAGGGGGUGGAACGAAGGCGGUGAUGCUGAUGAGACAGGUGCACAUCUCAUCCCAUGCUCACGUGUUGGGAAGACUGGGGCGGUGAAGUGCAGAAAAACCAGUAGGCCUGAAGCUGUUGUAAUCUGUGUGUAGUGAGUUUGAGUGUUGUUCAGAUUUAUUGUUUCAAUGCACUUCAGACAUGCUUCCCUGCUGGGUUGAAGGCGGCUGGUAGUCGGUGGGAAAGUAGACUGACGUAGCAGGUGCUUUAAAUUUUAACCAUGUAGUUUAACAUUUUUGUAUAUAUAUAUGUACUCUGUAAUAAAGUGUUUAAGAUGAUCCAUUUGUGUCUCUGCAGAGCAUCAGUGGUCCAUUAGCUGCUCUUGCUGUGGGACUGUCCGGUCCACCCUGGCACAUAAGCUGGUAACGGGCAAAAAGAUAUGGGUUUGUUUGUUUGUUUGUUUGAUCUGCCUACUUCCCUCACUAAUUACCAACUCGCUCAGGUUGACCCCAGUCAGACAGUCAGGGCAGGCUGAAAGUGUGCCGUGGUUGACUGACCGUGAGGAUAAUCAUGUGUGGAAACUUUCGAAAUGUGUUAGCACUUCGAGUACCAGAUGUAUUGAUUGCGGCGUGCACGGGUGCGACAUUAGAACUUAAACCCUGCCUUGUAAGUGAUAGCUGGGGGGCAAAUCCUGAGGAGGGGGAGGUGGGAGAAUACAGAUUGUAUGUCGAACUUCUGUAAUAAAAGACUUUUUUCAUACCUCAUCCCCUGUCAUUUCUUAUGCUAGAGCCCAUGUUAGUUUAUCAAUGAAAACGUGACAUAAAAGAAUGUCCUAAAGAAUUAAUCCAGCAAGUCACCACUUACUUGUUCAUUUGUUCUCUCCCUUUUAAAUUUCACUUCGCCAUUGCCUCUUAAACAGAUGCAUGUGCGCUCGUGAUUUAACUCACCAAUGCACAUGCAGCACUGUCAUGUGCAGCUAAUAUAGUUCGGUUGCCUAUGAUAUAACACUUGGAAUGACCAUGACCUGGAUGACUGAGAAUCUUCACCAACAGUCUUAGUCUUCCAUCUAUGUAUGUAUUUUCAGGAUAAUUUCAUGCAAGCAAUGUUUGUUACAUGAGUUGAUGUGAACAAGACUUUAAGGCCGUUGAAUGUAUGACCCUGUUAUGUAACUAAAAGAUUCCAAUGGUGGUGAAGCCUUGGUGUUCACAAGGCUAACAGAAAGUCAAAGCGAUGUUUUAGAAGCUACUCCUGAAAGAAACGUUCAGGUUAAAAAUUAUGCAAUUUUCAGCCUUCAGAGUUUUGUAAAUAAACAAAGAGAAAAGUUUGAGACCUUUGGAGUUUCUGCAAACCAAUUCAUCCCUUUGUAAGCUGUUUUUAACCUUGUAGCACUCAAAAACUAACCACAUGAAUUGGUGUAUUUUGAAGCGGAGGUGCCCGAUUGCCUUUUACCUGCACCUGCACUGGUAACCUGGUCACUUUACAAGGUAGCUACUUUGUUUUCAAUUGUACUGUGCAGUGUGUAUGUCCUGCUUCUGUUAUGUUAGGCACAUGAAUUUACUGUAGUCUGCACUGUACCUUCAAUUUUAUUUUCAUUUACUGCACCUACUUGUUACAUGUAGGACUACAGAUGGAAAUAAGCAUUUCUCUAAAUCUGGUGCAACCAUGUUUUCAUUUCUUGUAAAUGAUUAAUGACAUUGCACACUGUCUUCUUAUAAAUCAAUAAACUUAACCAAAUGAAAAGAUAAAUGACAGCCAAACUUUAAAAACGCUGGCAGCUGUAGCUCAGAGGUGGAGCGGGUCGUUCACCAAUCGGAAGAUCGGCAGUUUGACCCCUGUUUCCUCCAGCCUGCAUAUCUGGCACCUUGUAUGGUAGCCUCGGCAACCAGUGUAUGAAUGUGUGUGAAUGGGUGAAUGUGACUCGUAGUGCAAAAAGCGCUUAGAGUGGCUGGAUGACUAGAAAGGCGCUAUGCAAGUGCAGUCUGUUGAAGCAGCAGCAGCAGCAGCAGCAGCAGUCUUGUAUGUGGAUCCUUGGCAGCAGCUGCAGCAGGAGGAGAUACAUCCCAGACCCAACUGCCUGUGCAACAUGGUCGUUUUAAGAGCCGUCGCUUGCCUGUGCCUGCUGGUUGGCUACUCGCUCCAGGUGGACGUGAAAAGUGGCAAAGAGGCAGGAAAAGCCGGGAAUUUCAUGGAAGAUGAGCAAUGGCUGUCCACCAUCUCCCAGUACAGCCGUAAGAUCAAACACUGGAAUCGCUUCAGAGACGAUGACUACAUCAAAAACAUGGAGGAGAACAUGGGCUCUGAUGAAACCGUGGACACCACCAAGGACCCGUGCCAGAAUGUGAAGUGCAGCCGCCAUAAGGUGUGCGUCGCUCAGGGCUACCAGAGGGCCAUGUGUGUCAAUCGCAAAAAACUGGAGCACAGAGUGAAGCAGUCAGGGCAGGUGGAGGCUCAUGAAAGCACCUGCAAGCCUUGUCCCGUGGCUGCCUCUUCACCUGUAUGUGGCUCUGAUGGACACAACUACGCCUCUGAGUGCAAGCUGGAGCAGCAGGCCUGCCUCACAGGCAAAGAGCUCAGUAUCCUGUGUGCUGGCUUCUGCCCCUGUGCCACAGCCUCCGUCACCCUCACAAAUACUGACACAAAACGUGAGAGCUGCACAGGCCAGGACCUGGCAGACCUGGGCGACCGCCUGAGAGACUGGUUCCAACUCCUUCAUGGAAACGCGAAGCAGAAUAACUCUGGCAAGCUCGGAGCUGGCACCGCUUCAGCGCUGGACAGGAGCCUCGUAGCCAGCUGCAAGGACUCCAUCGGCUGGAUGUUCUCCAGGCUGGACACCAACAGUGACCUGUAUUUGGACCAAGCUGAACUCGCUGCUAUUAACCUGGACAAGUACGAGGUCUGCAUCCGACCCUUCUUCAACUCCUGUGACAGCUACAAGGAUGGGAAGGUUUCUACGGCGGAGUGGUGCCUCUGCUUCUGGAGGGAAAAGCCGCCGUGCCUCGCCGAGCUGGAGAGGAUCCAAGUGCAGGAGGCAGCCAAGAAAAAGCCUGGGAUGUACAUUCCCAGCUGCGACGAGGACGGCUACUACAGGAAAGUGCAGUGCGACCAAAGCCGAGGGGAGUGCUGGUGCGUCGACCAGCAUGGUGGAGAGAUGAUGGGCACCAGAAUCCAUGGCAACCCUGACUGCGAUGAAGUGGCGGGAUAUUCUGGAGAUUUUGGGAGUGGAGUGGGAUGGGAGGACGAAGAGGAGAAGGAGGCAGAGGACACCGGAGAGGAAGCGGAAGAGGAGGAAGAGGAGGAGGGCGAGGCAGACGAUGGAGGAUACAUCUGGUAGAACUGUCUGACCCCAUGUGGAGAGCCGAGUCACAGCCGCUGGCCUGAAAAUCUACAGGGAUGGCUCUCUCCUCAUAGCAAAAAGAUUUUGGGAUCGGACCGGGGGAGGCAUGGAGUUGUGUAUCAUCCUGGUGGGAUAUGUGGUACCGGGCGGGUCCAGGGAUGAGACGAUGACCAGUUUUUGUCUUAGAUAUGUGUAAUUGCUUCAUUCUCUUGUCUCUGUUUUUUGAGCAACAGAGCUUUUUGUUUUGCCGUCCUGGAAAAGCAGGACCCACUGACUACUGCGCCAUAGGUAGCUAAAGUCCAUCAAAAUUCCUAUCGCCCAACCGCCAUCUAUGCAUAUAGAGAUUACCAGUAAUUUUGUAUCGUGUGAACUGCUUCAGUAUUAGAGCUGCCGCCCCACUGGAAUGACUAGAGAUCAGAAUUUAGAGGUAUAUUUUGACUUUUUGGGAAAUUAGCUUGAUUGUUGUCUUGUUGAGAGUUUUGUGAGAAGCUUAAUAUCUCUCUAGUGUUGAAUAUGAAGCUAGAGCAGGGAGACUGUUAGCUUCGCUUAGCAUAAAGACUGGAAAUGGGUAAACAGUUGCUAGGCUGUGUCUGGAGCUUAAAAAAUCACCCUACCAAAACAUCUAAAGCUCACUCAUUAACAUUUUAUAUCUUAUAGCUGUCUUCUUGUUUAAUCCGUGUGUAGCAGUGUAACAGUAACACGUUUGUCACUAUGCAGCGUUAUGUGUCGGACUAUCCAGGAAGUCACGGCAGGAAAAGAAAUGAUCCAGCACAUACAUUCUUCCUCAAAAAAAAGGGUUCCAAUAGGGUUCCUGCUUAAGGGCUGAGGUGCUACCCAGAACAAUUUGCCUCAUAAGAACCCACAUUUGAAAAACGGGUUAAUCAAGGGUUCUUUGUAAGACUUAGGGUUCCAUUCCAAACCCGUUUUAUCCAAAGAACCCUUUUUUGAAGAAAGAGUUCUCCAAGGAUUGUUCAGAGCAUGGGUGAUAAAAGAUCCACACCCUCAAAUAUUUAUAUAUUUUCAUUUUACUUGUGUAUUGCCUUAGUAGAUGUCUCUAGCAUCACUUUAUGCCAUACAACACCACAUGGUCUGCUGAAUUUUUUUUUAGGCACUCAAUACUUGACAUUUUGUAUUCUUGAGUUUCGAUUCCCCAACCCUACUGCAACAUUGAAAUAGUAAUGGUUGUAGUAAUAGCAGUGAUUUCACGAAAUCUCCUUCACCCAAAAAUGUGACUGUGAACCAUGAGUGUUUUGGAUUGCACUGGACCACAUCAUCUGGGACCCUUUAUGAGUUUCUGAAAGUCUAAGACUGCUGGACGUGAAUAUCCUGGGUAGGUUCUAGCUGAAACCCUUGAAAUAUGACAUGAUUCAUGGUAGAAUUCCCUGCGUGUGUUCUAGGUGAAACCCUUGAAAUAUGACAAAAGUUGUGGUAGAAUUCCCUGGAUGGAUUCUAGAUGAAACCCUUGAAAUAUGACAUGAUUCAUUGUAGAAUUCCCUGGGUGGGUUCUAGAUGAAACCUUUACAUUUUGACAAAGGUCAUGGUAGAAUUCCCUGGGUGGGUUCUAGAUAAAACACUGUAAAUAAGCCAUGGUUCGUGGCAGAAUUACCUGGGUUCUAGCUGAAACCCUUGGAAUAUGACAUGGUUCAUGGUGGAAUAUCCUGGGUGGGUUCUAGAUGAAACCCUUGAAAUAUGACAUGGUUUCUGAUAGUAUUCCUAGGGUGGGUUCUCGAUGAAACCCUUAAAUUUUGACAAAGGUCAUGGUAGAAUUCCCUGGGUGGGAUCUAGAUGAAACCCUUGAAAUGUGACAGAGGUUGUGGUAGAAUUCUUUGGGUAGGUUUGAGAUGAAACCCUUGAAAUAUGACAUUGUUCAUGGUAGAAUAUCCUGGGUGGAUUCUAGAUGAAACCCUUGGAAUAUAAAAGUGUUCUUAAUAGAAAUCUCUUAGUGGGUUGUUGUUAGUACUAUUACAAAAUGGAAAGGUUCUGGACAGAGCCUCCAGAGAGGUUUCGGGAUGAGCCCAUUACAUCAUAGAAGGGUUCUCUGUAAAACCCCUCAUAGGGGGUUCUGGGUGGCACCUUUCACAGAUGGUAGUAGGUAUAACCAAAUGUUGGGUUCUGGGUAGAAUCCUCCUAAAGGGUUUCAGGUGGAAUCUAUAUUGAAGGUUUUACCAGAACCCAAAAAGGAUCUCCUAUGGGGACAAGCUAAAGAACCCUGUAUGGUUCCAGAUAGCACCUUUAUUUCCCCAUGAGUGUUAUACCCCACAAAAAUGCCAUUUCUUUGUACUUACUAAACAAACAAGAUAUUUGUGAGCUUUAGAGGUGCUGGUUGGCAGAUUUUGUUUCCUUAGGACUGAGCCAGAGUAACUGUUUAUCCUGAUUUUAAUCUUUUGUGAAUGAUUUGUCACUGUUGUGUUCACAACUUGUUUCUGCUGCCCUCAAGUGGCCAAAAUAUUCAGUUAUUGAUAUCUAACAGCUUCCCAUCUGUAGCUUCAUAUUUACCAUACAGACCGAGGGUAGUAUUGAUCUUCUCAUCAAGUGUAUUUCCUAAAAUUUUGACCUACUCCUUUAAAAUAGUUCAGUGCAAUGUGGUUAUGUAUUUCCAAACUGAUUCUGUAUAUAAAUCCAGUGUAAGUGAUCUGUGAAGCGAGCUUCGAGGAUUUCAGGUUACCACGGUUCCAUGCUACCUUAAUGAUAAAGGUGCACCACAGCUCAUAGCAGUUUUUAAACCUUACAUGCUUCACAAAUUAUACACACAAUACAGGACCUACAUUUCCAGUACUUUUAUUGAAAACCUGUAGAAUGUACUUUAAUGGCCCAAACUGCACCCACGGUAGAAACCACUAGUCGCUCUCAUCUGCUGAAAUCAUGUCAAAGAAUGUGCCACAACUAUGUUUUAUUCUGAGUUUGCAACUUGAAAAACUGUAUUUUGUGUUUAUAAAAAAAGAAAAUGUGUGCAUUACUUGAAGUUUUGUGUGUAUACUUGAAUUCACAUUGUAAUUUUUUUCUAUGAGAAUAUCGUUGCCAUGUCUUCAUCCAUGCUAUUGGUAGGCCAGACAUUUGGUUGUUUUUAGUAUUGCAUGUUAGUAAAUAAGAAUGUACUUCUAGGCUGAGCACUUUACUAAUAAAGGCACUG